AUGGCUUCGCGUCUCGCGCAGUUAGCGAAUCAGCUUGCUCCUGAUGCCAACGCCAUCAAAAAGUCGGACUAUGCGGUUCUCGAGCAACCCAUCGGCACAACCCGACGCCUUCGGGUCGCGUGCGUCGGAGCCGGUAUGAGUGGGAUGAACAUGAUUCGCACGCUCCGACUGCAUCUGACAAACUACGAGCAUGUCGUGUAUGAGAAGAAUCCGCAAGUCGGAGGGACCUGGUAUGAGAAUCGGUAUCCCGGGUGUAAAUGCGACGUGCCGUCUCACAACUACCAAUUCUCGUGGCGACCAAACCCGGAAUGGAGCGAGUUUUUCUCGCCCGCCAGUGAAAUCCAAGAAUAUCUGUGUCGAGUCUGCGAGGAAGAGAAGAUGGGCGAGGUGAUAAAAUUCGAGCACUUGGUCAAUCGAGCCGAGUGGCGCGAGGAGACUGGAACAUGGCGUCUCUCGGUCCUGAAUCAGCGCACCAAUGAGACGUUUGAGGACUAUUGUCAUUUCUUGUUAGAUGGAUCCGGGAUUUUAAACAACUGGAAAUGGCCCGCCAUACCGGGGCUCCAUGAUUUCCAGGGAACCCUGCUGCACACGGCAAACUGGGCCAAUGAUUUCUCAUGGCACGGCAAGACCGUGGCCGUCAUCGGCAACGGGUCCUCGGGCGUGCAAGUUCUCCCCGAGGCGCAAAAGGCAAGAACUUUCGCUACUCUUGAGCUUUUGGCGCAAGGUGCAGGUGAGGGCAUCAUGAACGAGAUUGAGCUCGACGAAGAUGGCAAGUUUUCGGCGCGUCAGGUUGAGAAGUUCAAGUCCGAUCCUGCCUUUACCACCAGUUCGUCAAGCUUGUGGAAGAGGUGGUCAAUGGAAACUUUCCAAUCCCUGACAAUGCUACAGACCCAAAAGAACACUGAGUUCGCCAAGCAAAUGCAACAAAACGCCAAGGCGUACAUGACGGCUGCCUUGAACGGAGACGAGCGUCUCUGCAACGCCAUGAUUCCCGACUUUGAGCUCGGAUGUCGGCGCCUGACACCGGGCGUGGGUUACCUCGAGUCGCUGAGCGAGUCCAACGUCACGGUGGUCACGGAUCCCAUCGUCAAGAUCGUAGCUGGCGGCCUCGAGACCUCGGCUGGACAAACCAUUGUCGUGGAUGCAAUCAUCUGCGCCACUGGCUUCGACGUCUCCUUCCGCCCGCGGUUCCCCAUCAUCGGGCGAAAGGGAAACCUGCAGGAUACAUGGAGCCAAAACCUGCCGAAGGCGUACAUGUCUUGCGCCGUGCCGACGUUUCCCAAUUUCUUUACAUUCCUCGGACCAAACGCGCCCAUUGGCCACGGGAGCGUGUUCACAAUCACCGAACACAUCGCCAAGUAUCUCACCCGCAUCAUCAAAAAGUGCCAAACCGAAAACAUCAAGGCCAUCGAGCCCUCCCAGAGAGCUGUGGAUGAUCUUUUUGAACACAUCCAAGCCUUUAUGCCGCGCACGUCAUGGGCCGGGAAUUGCAUCUCGUGGUUCAAGAACGGUACCGUCGAUGGGCCCGUCACUGCUCUCCAUCCCGGGAGCCGAAUCCACUUUUUCCACAUGCUGGAAAGUUUCCGUGGAGAGGACUGGGAAUACACGUAUCUAGAGGGCCGCAACCGCUUUGCUUACCUCGGGAAUGGAUACUCGACCAAGGAGUUGGGAGAGGGGACCCGACUUGGUACUUGGAUGAGCCGGACAAGUUGUAGAUGUUUGGGGAAACCGUCACCCACAAUCACGACCCCGACCCCGACCAACGCCAAGCCUCGCGCAUCUGGAGGCCCCGAACCAGAAGAGCCAUUCUCCGUCGACCAUGUCGAAAGCGAAGCAACCCAGCAAGUAACCAAGGCGAGGGAACGCAAGCUUCUUCGCAAGGUCGAUCUUUACGUUCUUCCCUGGAUCUGCAUCACCUACGCCCUGUCCCUGAUCGACCGGACCAACAUCGCCGCCGCCAAGAUAUCCGGCAUGGAAAAAGACUUGAACCUCACCGGCAACAAAUACUCCAUCGCACUUCUCAUCUUCUUCAUAACCUACAUCCUCACCGAGAUACCCUCCAAUGCCAUUCUUCGACGCAUCGGUCCGAGGACGUACCUGACCAUUAUGCCGGCUACCAUCUAUGUCAUCACUUGCUGGUAUAAGCGACACGAGGUCCAACAACGACUUGCCAUCUGGUUUGUGAGCGGCUCUGUCAUCUCUGGCUUCACGGGAAUCCUCUCCUACGGACUCAGUCAAAUGGAAGGUCAAGGCGGUCUUCGAGGCUGGCGAUGGAUCUUCAUCAUCCCAGGUCUCGUCACCAUAAUUGCCACCGUGCCGGUCUGGCUGUUCGUCUCCGACUUUCCGGAAAAGGCUCGGUGGCUGAAGCCCGAGGAGUCCCAACUAUUGCGAGAGCGGCUAUCUCGAGAUUCUGGCGAAGAUAUCAGCGCCGAAGUAGACACGAAACAGGGCUUUAAAGAAGCCCUAAAGGAUUGGAAAGUAUACGUUCUCGGUAGCAUCUUUGGCUUCAACGUGGCACUGAGCCAGAUUCUCACGACCCCGCCCUACAUUUUCUCCGCCAUUGUUUCCAUCGGUACGGGCAUGAUUGCCGAUCGCGUCAAGUUGCGAUCGCCAUUCAUCGUGGCAUACUCUAUGCUGAGGCAAUUUGCCGUGCCGGUGCAAACGGUUUGUGGCGGUAUCGGUGGCAUUGUGGGAUCGCUCGUUUUCCGCGCGCAAGACUACCCGGGCUACCGCCCCGGUCUGUACGCUACAUUCGCAUGCAUGGCUGUCAAUGCUAUCAUUGCAGGAUGCCUCGCUUUGUACUUUUGGGGGCAGAACAAGAAGGCCGACAACGAGGGUGUUGUCCUCGAGGGGGUUCCCGGUUUCCGUUAUACUUUGUAA
Messenger RNA from Parascedosporium putredinis, 2880 nucleotides. The record is from the annotation of a GenBank genome assembly. Lineage: Eukaryota; Fungi; Ascomycota; Sordariomycetes; Microascales; Microascaceae.